This is a messenger RNA of Cuscuta epithymum, 1161 nucleotides long. The record is from the annotation of a GenBank genome assembly. NCBI's taxonomy places the organism in Eukaryota, Viridiplantae, Streptophyta, Magnoliopsida, Solanales, Convolvulaceae.
GCCUUUAUCCUUUUUGAAAGCCCACUUGGAGAAAACCAAAAUGUUAAAACUUAAAAGCGUCCAUUCCGGGAGCCUCCACUGUCCUUAUGCACGCGCCGGGACCAAAACUCCAAGACCCAGCCGCGAACAUGGGAGUCCUCCAGAGACUCAGUUCAGAUGAGCUCCGAUUCUUCAACUCUCAAGGGUAUCUUGUGCUGGAGUCGUUUUCCACGGCAGAAGAGAUCGAAUCGAUGAUGGUGAGAAUGGAGGAGCUGCUUGACGGGUUUGAUUGUUCCUCCACCACCUCGAUUUUUUCCACCAAGAAUCAGAAGGAAACUAGUGACAGUUACUUCUUUGAAAGCGCUGAGAAGGUUUCGUUCUUCUUUGAAGAGAGGGCAUUUGGGGAUAACGGUAAAUUGAAACAGCCAAAGCAUCUCUCCAUAAACAAAGUUGGCCACGCUUUGCAUGAAAUUGAUCCCGUGUUUAAGAAGCUCUCUAGUCCAGAAAAAGUUUCUGGGCUACUCCAGUCUUUGGGUUAUCAGCGGCCAGUGGCUCUUCAGUCCAUGUACAUAUUUAAGCAACCGGGUAUUGGUGGUGAAGUUGUACCACACCAGGACAACUCAUUUCUUCAUACUGAACCACGAAGUUGUACAGGCUUGUGGCUGGCUUUAGAGGAUGCAACAGUUACAAACGGUUGUCUCUGGGCCAUUCCAGGGUCUCAUAAAAAUGGCCUUGUGAGGAGAUUUAUUAGAGAUGAGGACGGGGUUCACUUUGAUAAGCCGUCCCCAUCAUAUGACCAAAAAGAUUUCGUUCCUAUCGAAGUCAAAGCUGGCACUUUGGUUGUCAUUCAUGGUGAUCUUAUCCACCAGAGCUUCGAGAAUAAGUCUGGAAAAUCAAGGCACGCUUACAGUGUGCACAUAGUCGACACAGAUGGAUGCAAAUGGUCAGAAGACAACUGGAUUAGGAGGAAGACGAUUCCAGAACCCAUAUACAGCUCUUGACAUUCAUUUGUCUUCAGCUGUGCUGUUUUAGAAGCUGCUGCUGCUGUUUAUGUAUAUACAAACAUGAAACAUGUCAAACCUGAAUACUUGCAGUGACAGAAUCACACUUUUUAGUGUUAAAUCUCACAUGGAGAACAUUCAUAUGCUUACCGUACAACAUUAAAUAAACUUUUUAGAGGAA